ACACUGUUCACCAUCUCUGCGGCAAUGUUUUGACAUUUGAGUAGCGUAUUUCAGAAUUACCGGCACUGUUGUAUCGAAAUAGACUGAAGCGAAAAAUUAACUGUGAUAAAGGUGUUUGUUUUCCAACGUUAAAAUGGAAACGGAAGAAAUUGUUAGAAAAUUGGAUAAAAUUGAAAUCCACACGGAUCAGAUAUCUCUGGUGUCUAGUCCGAUAAGUGAAUUAUCGACUCCAUUAGAAACGCCAGAAACUAAAAACGAUGAUGAUAAAUAUCGCUUUAAAAUACCAUUAGUUACAGUCGAUAAUCAGCUUUUGGCCACAUUGGUCGAAGUGUCUGAUGUUACGCCAAACGAAGAAAAGUCUGAUACAGACAUGAACUUUACGCCGAUAAAAGAAAAACAACCACACAACUAUGAAGAAGAAAUGGAUUGCGAUACUCAAGAGGUUAAAUUGCCACCGAUAGAUUUUUUCAUCGAAAAGAAUGUCAUUGAGUUGGCCCGUAGCUCAUGGAGAGGAAGCACAAAGAAUCAACGCUUUUUGAAAGGAUGUCUUUGGUCGCCGGAUGGCACUUGCCUACUCACAACAGUCAACGGUGAUGGGAUGCAUGUGUUUGAAACACCACGAGAUUUAUACGAAGCUGAAUCCAUUUCACCUGACAGACCAUUGGACUGUUUAAACAGCGCUGUACAUAUCAAAGAAGGUGGAAUUGUUUACGAUUACUGUUGGUUUCCAUUUAUGAACAGUAAUGACCCAGCUACAUGUUGUUGGUUGGCGACCCGUCAGAAUGAGCCAAUCCAGUUGUGGGAUGCAUAUUAUGGUGAUUUACGUUGUUCGUAUCGGGGUUAUAAUGCCGUUGAUGAGGUUGAAUCAGCUCUCAGUGUCGCCUUUUCCAAUGAUGGAUGUGAAGUGAUUGGCGGUUAUAAGAAAACGUUAAAAGUCUUCAAAACCGACGUGCCCGGUCGUGAUUACAAUUCGAUUACGAUCGCAUCACCCGCAUCAGCACUGGCUCGCAAUUCGGAAGACAAUAUAAUAGCGGUUGGUUCAUGGUCGGCAAAUAUAACAUUGUUGGAUCUUCGAGAACCAAACUAUGGAGAUAUUUGUCAAAUAAAUCAGCAUCGCGGUGGUGUAACUUAUUUACGCUUUUUGUAUGGAAGAAAUCAAUUGAUAAGUGGUGCACGAAAGGAUAAUCUGUUGAUGCUCUGGGAUUUACGACGCAUAGCAGAACCGGUUUUAACUGGACAAUUUACACGAACGGUCAGCACAAAUCAACGGAUUUACUUUGACAUUAGCUCCGACCAAAAUUGGCUGGUUUCUGGUGAUACAUCGGGCAUCAUUCAUGCAUGGAACCUCAACGAUCUGUCGGCAGUUCAAGAGCAAACAUAUUCAGUCCAUCAUGAUUGCUGCAACGGUAUUUCAAUUCACCCAGACAAACCGAUUUUAGCAACGAGCAGCGGUCAACAUCACUUUGAUCUGAAUGAUAUCAUGCAAUGCGUACCAGACAACAAUCAAAAUGGCAUCAAGAAGCCACGUGAAAAUUCACUAAUUAUUUGGUGGUGUGGAAAAACUAUGUCAGCUUAGUCAGCAAACCUCAUUUUAAAUGGAUCAGUUUGAAAACUGAUUUUUAAGUUAAAAAACUUAGAAUAUUUUUUAAUGAAUUUUAGAAUUUCAGGAAAGAAAAUGUUUAUUAUGAAUGAACACUAUUGUUUUUUUUUGAAUAAGUAACUGCACAAAUGGCAGUUUUUCAUGCAAGUCGAAAUACGGCUAGAAUAAUAGGUAUAAAUAGAUUUUAUAUUAAACUGAAA
This is a messenger RNA of Sitodiplosis mosellana (orange wheat blossom midge), 1800 nucleotides long. RefSeq names its product telomerase Cajal body protein 1 homolog (gene WDR79). Bases 134 to 1576 code for a protein of 480 amino acids. Lineage: Eukaryota; Metazoa; Arthropoda; Insecta; Diptera; Cecidomyiidae. The transcript has 3 exons. Gene Ontology annotation, molecular function: RNA binding; protein binding. Gene Ontology annotation, biological process: Cajal body organization. The record is from RefSeq and is a predicted model, not a curated record. Gene Ontology annotation, cellular component: Cajal body.